AGCAUACAUUGAACCUUUUCUUAACACAGUUAAAAAGCUUCCAUGUCGAUCACUGGAAUUCAGGGCAUGCCUGUUGAAGUCACUGUUGUGGCGUGUUACAAUUUGGAGGAUAAAGAGUGGAUAUCAAGACAAGAUCCAUAUGUCUCCGUUGAAUAUGGAAGGGCCAAAUAUCGAACCAAAACCUGCACUGACGGUGGCAAGAACCCUACUUUUCAAGAGAAGUUCAUUUUCACUCUCAUUGAAGGCCUCCGGGAACUCAAUAUUGUAGUUUGGAAUAGCCACACUCUCACUGCGGAUGAACAUAUUGGCACCGGAAGGGUUCCGCUACAUAAAGUACUGUCUCAAGGUUAUGAUGAUUCUUCUUGGCCUCUUCAGAGUAAAAGUGGCAGGCAUUCAGGAGAAGUUCGUGUUAUUAUACACUAUGCAUAUGCUAAUCAAGGCAACACAAAAUUAGCUCCGUCAGCGCCCAAGACAACUGCUCAGCCUUAUGGUUCAUAUCCACAAGUGCCACCAGCUCCUUAUCCUACAGCUACAGCGCCCUACGCUCCUCCCAAUCCAACAACGUAUCCACCUUCCCCAUAUCCGCCGGCCGGAUAUCCUCAACCACCGUUUUCUCCACUUCCUCCAGCCGUCUAUCCUCCGCAACCAUACCCGCCUGUUUCUCAACCCUCACCUUACUACUAUCCUCCAGGUGGUCCGAGUGGAACAUACGCGGCGCCACCAGCUGGGGUCUGGCCACCUGCUGAAAAUAUUUCUCCUGACUAA
Molecule: messenger RNA, 765 nt
Organism: Carica papaya (papaya)
Lineage: Eukaryota; Viridiplantae; Streptophyta; Magnoliopsida; Brassicales; Caricaceae
Product: elicitor-responsive protein 3-like
Source: RefSeq, a predicted model, not a curated record